AUGCGGAAGCGCGGGCGUUCUCUCUCUGAUGUGUCCGGUUCCAUCGACGUGCUUGUCUCCUGCACACGUGUUUGCGCAGUGAGUGCGAGCCCGUUGGUGUCGCGUAGCGGCGAUGAUGGCGACUCGCAGAGCAUCGGCAGUGACGCCGCUCGCAUGCAGGCGGUUUCCAACUUGAGUGCCGACCAGAUGGACUCCCAGAAGAGCGCGGCGAAUGCCUUUACAACGGAGAUGAGCUUCUUCAGCAGGGUGGAGGAGGACAUUGCAGACAUGUGUGUCUACUUGGCGCGGACCGUCUCCACGGCACGGACCCACGACGCCUUCGUCUCACUGGUCGAACACUUUGUGAAACACGGCCCGGAGACUGUCAUGCUCUCGCUUAAGCGCUCGGGUUUGCAGCCGCGGCUGCUAGACCUUCUCUGCAGAUCCUCAUUCCAGUGGUCCAGAGGAGAGUGUCAGCGCCUCUUCCUUAAUUUCUUCGUUCUCGUAGUGAAACUGAGCGAUACAGAGGCACUAUGCGAUUCUGCACUAAUUUCAUUUCUGUUACUGAACAGCCAGCCAACAAAGAAAGCACUCCAACCACCACCGUCGCUGACAUCAACGACAUUGUCACCAGCAGCUUCGUCACCUGGUGAAGAAUCUUUAGUAGUUGAACGACCAUUGCAUUGGUCACAGCGCGUGAGACAAGCGAAAGUGGUGGCGAAGGCAUCUCCGCGGGAGCCAAACACCACUGAUUUGAAGGCAGUGGUGGGACAGCUUUGUGGGACGGAGACUGAUGUCUCCGGGGCAUCUCUGGCACUCCGGGCGUUGCUGGACAUUGUGUUCAGGCAGAACCGCAACACUGCGCUCCAUGCUGACACCAGCGUGUGUCUCAUGUUCGCUGAGCUUGAUGGCUUUGACAUCGUUGCCGCUUUCCUCACCGGCGAGGAAUGCUCAGACGCUCUACAUCUGCUGGAGGCGGUGACCCUCUGCGAAGGUCUGCGCACCCUCCAUGCGUUGAAACUGGAAAGGACGGCUGCUUGUUUAGUGCGCUUUCUCACUGGCAAGGACGGGAAACAGAGGAUGGAGGAUGAGGCGUGGCACAACACGAUGAACGCCGCCUUGCGUGUUUUGACAAACGUGACGGGGCUUGUCCCCUCCGUUUUGUGUGAGCUGCUGCAGGAGGGCCGCGCGCUGGCGGAACUGGCCGCAGAGGUGCUGACGGACGCCGACGCUCCGCCGGACACGCUCGCCUUCACUCUGUGCCUCGUGACGAACAUCGUGAAGUGGGAGGCCCGUGAGCGGAUUGAUGCGUUCACGAGUUGCCUCGUCGAGGACCCGUCGUUUCUGCCACGCGUGGCCUCCCUGACAUUUCGCGCGUACCACGCGGAGGACACGGAGAAGAACGUCGUGGCGGGAUACUACGCCCUCCUGCUUGCCGUCCUCUCGCUGUGCGCCUCACCGGCGCUGCAGCUGCGUGUGCCCGUCAUGACUGCCGUCGCCCACGCCACGAAGGGAACAGUGGCGGGGAAGAUGGUGGAGGCGAAGCCCAUGACGCUCAUUGUGGCGCUCCUGCAGGAGUUCGUGCUCUUCCAGGGCUCGGCGGGGUCGCUGACAAAGGAGAGCCUCGUCUCCAUGAGCAGCAUCAUAGACAGCGUUGUGCUUCACAACGACAUAGAGGUCGUAUCAGACGGUUGA
Molecule: messenger RNA, 1674 nt
Organism: Trypanosoma grayi
Lineage: Eukaryota; Euglenozoa; Kinetoplastea; Trypanosomatida; Trypanosomatidae
Exons: 1
Coding region: 1-1674 (557 amino acids)
Source: RefSeq, a predicted model, not a curated record